Colletotrichum truncatum is the source of this 1536-nucleotide messenger RNA. Its product is annotated as chlorogenic acid esterase precursor. Lineage: Eukaryota; Fungi; Ascomycota; Sordariomycetes; Glomerellales; Glomerellaceae. The record is from RefSeq and is a predicted model, not a curated record.
AUGUGCAACACCAAGUUCUUGGCGACUUUUGCCGGCCUCCUCGCAUCCGCCAGCGCAGGCCCCAGCGUGCAACUCGACAACGGCCUCACCGUACAGGGCCGCAUCGCUCCGGACGCCUCUAACGUCGCCGAGUUCCUGGGCAUCCCCUACGCCGCGCCGCCCCUCGACGACCUGCGUUGGGAGCCGCCCCAGCCCUACGUUGUCCCUCAGUCCAGCAGCCCCUUUGCGAACGGCACAGUCCUCAACGCUACGUCGCUGCCUCCGUCAUGCUGGCAGUACAUCUCUAUCCACCCGGCAAUCCAGCGUGUCGACGUCCCCGAGUUCAUGAUUGGCGAUGCCGGCAUGGACGAGGACUGUCUGACAGCCAGCGUCUGGGCUCCCGCUGACGCCGUUCCCGUCUCCGGCAGCGAGACCGAGGGCGGUCUCCCCGUGAUCAUCUGGUUCUACGGCGGAGGUUUCGAGACAGGCGGCACGGAUGUGCCGUACCAGAUGCCGCAGAAGUGGAUCCAACGCUCGCAAGAGCACAUCUUCGUCACGUUCAACUACCGCAUGAAGCUCUUCGGGUUCCCCAACUCCCCCGCAUUGGCGGAGCAGAACUUGGGCUUGUUGGAUCAGCGCUUUGCCGUCGAGUGGGUCCGCGACAACGUCGCCAAGUUCGGCGGCGACCCGGCGCGGAUGACGCUCUGGGGCCACUCGGCCGGCUCGAUCGCCGUAGACUACUACAGCUUCGCUUACGCCGAGGACCCUAUUGUCCGCGGCCUGGUCAUGGACUCUGGCACCGCGCACCUGAACCAGCUGAUGAACCCCGACGUGAUCCAGUCCAACUUCACCUUUGUGGCUCAGCAGCUUGGCUGCGGUAACCAGACGGACGCCAAGGCCGAACUUGCCUGCAUGCGCAAGGUUCCUGCUGAGAAGCUUGAGCGGUUUGUGGCUGACUACAAGGAUUCCGGUGUGACCCCCAGCAUCGGGUUCUCCCCUGUCAUUGACAACAAGGUUGUCUUUGCCAACUAUACCGAGAAGGCGGCCCUUGGCGAGUUCUCUGAUUUGCCUGCCAUCAUCGGCUUCAACCACGACGAGGGUCUUUUCCUCGCUCCCUACGACGUCAACGGCCCUGACCAAUCUGUCGCCGACAGCCUUUCCUACCAGUUUUUCUGGUGCCCUGCCACCAAGACGACCAACGAACGUCUGGCUGCUGGAAGAACCACCUACCGCUUCUUCUACAAUGCGGUCUUCAGCAACACUUCUCCCCGCCCUUGGAUGGGUGCCUACCACGGAAGUGAGCUCCCCAUGAUCUUCGGCACUCAUGCCGAUUUCCGCGGUAACUCGACUCCCUUCGAGUACGAGCUCAGUCACGCUAUGGAGGACGCCCUGGUUGCCUUUAUCAAGGACUCUACUGCUGGUCUCGACGCCGUCAACUGGCCUGUGUACACCGCCGAGAGCCGCGAGGUGCGUACCUACGGCGAGAACAACGUCACUAUUGGCCAGCGUACGUUGUCUUCUAUUGAGCAAGGUUGUGCCGAUUUGGGGCUUUUGUAG